Molecule: messenger RNA, 1432 nt
Organism: Morone saxatilis (striped sea-bass)
Lineage: Eukaryota; Metazoa; Chordata; Actinopteri; Moronidae
Gene: rmdn1
Product: regulator of microtubule dynamics 1
Exons: 10
Coding region: 80-1000 (306 amino acids)
Cellular component (GO): spindle microtubule; mitotic spindle pole; cytoplasm
Molecular function (GO): microtubule binding
Source: RefSeq, a predicted model, not a curated record
UGUUUGCGAACGGCCCCCUCAGUUUGUGACGCCGUCGCACUAAUUCCUUUAGUCACUUUGCGUUUGGACCUUUGGCAGGAUGGCCGGGGUAGUGCUGCGGCGCUGUGUGAGCACUUUACUGUCAACAUCUGGGGCCAAAAGCAUCCGAACCAGAGGGGCCAGCAGCUUUUACAGGGCCGCUGUAAGGAGGACUGCCACGGCUCUGACUACUGGAAGAGCUGCAUUCCUCCUGGGGAUCCCAACGCUGUCCUGUCUGGGUUAUGAAGCUUAUCACAGAGUGCAGAGUUCAGCCGUGGUCCACGCUUUGGAAAAAGAGGAGGUGUUGGAGCAGGCUGACUACCUGUACAGCAGUGCAGAGUCAGAGAAGCUGUACCAGCUGCUGCUGCAGUACAAGGACAGUAACGAUGCAGACUUUCUGUGGAGGCUGGCCCGUGCGUCUCGGGACCUGUCCCUCCUGCCCAACAUGGAGGCCGGGCGGAAGAAGCAGCUGGUGUUUGAGGCCUUCGAAUAUGCGAAGAAGGCACUGGAGAAAGAUGACAAGAAUUUCUCAGCACACAAAUGGUACGCAGUAUGUCUCAGUGAUAUCGGGGAUUACGAGGGAGUGAAGGUGAAAAUUGGAAAUUCCUACAUCAUCAGGGAACAUCUAGAGAGAGCCAUCAAGCUCAAUCCCAGUGAUGCCACUUCCUUACAUAUUUUGGGUUACUGGUGCUUUGCUUUUGCUGAGCUGCCAUGGUAUCAACGCAAGGUGGCGGCUGUAAUUUUUUCAUCACCGCCUACGUCCACAUACGAGGAGGCUUUGGAAUUCUUCCUGAAAGCUGAAGAAGUUGAUCCAAACUUCUAUAGUAAAAACCUGGUAAUGCUCGGGAAGACCUACAUGGCCAUGAACGACAAACAGAAAGCACUUCUGUGGCUGACCAAAGCAAAAGAGUACCCUCCUCACACACAAGAAGACAAAGAGGUCCAUAAAGAGGCUGUCGACCUCUUGAAGAAGCUAGGAUGAAGCUGUGAUCACCACUGAGGGGAAUAGGAUGCCUUUGGGGGCUUUAGGGCUGUUAAUAUUUGCUAUCAUGCAAAUAAAAUGCUAAUGUUUUCUUUCUGUGACUUUAUAACCACUAAUACAGUAUAACUGUGAGUGGCCUUGCACACAGAAUGCCUUUACGAGAUUCAACGUCCAACCAUCAAAGCUGCAACACUCAGCUUUUGAUAUCGCAGUGGUAAACAGGAUCUACAUGGUGUCUAUAUAUCUAUCAAUGUCUGGCUUUUGUCUGACAGCUGGCCCCUGAGAUGGGCUAAAUAUUUGAAAACAGUGAACAUUGUCACUUUUUUAAGUUUGGAUCAAUAAACGUAACCAAUUUCAUUACAAAGCUGUAUCUGUAUAUCUGGAGUCAAACAUAAAUGUUAUAGUAAAUAUUAAAGUAAAUGUUAAAGUUUA